This is a messenger RNA of Magnolia sinica, 399 nucleotides long. Its product is annotated as EG45-like domain containing protein. Lineage: Eukaryota; Viridiplantae; Streptophyta; Magnoliopsida; Magnoliales; Magnoliaceae. Gene Ontology annotation, cellular component: cell wall; apoplast. The transcript is spliced from 3 exons. The record is from RefSeq and is a predicted model, not a curated record. Gene Ontology annotation, biological process: systemic acquired resistance. The coding region runs from base 1 to 399 and encodes 132 amino acids.
AUGGCAAUGGUGGGCCACCUUCUCAUCCUAGCCGUAGUAGCAAUGGGCCUCUCCUUCAUGGGUGCUGCAGCAGAUAAAGGGACUGCAACCUUUUACACUCCUCCGUAUACCCCUUCUGCUUGUGAUGGAUUCGAAGAAGAGGGCGUGAUGAUCGCAGCUGCCAGCGAUGCCUUCUGGGCCAACGGUGCAGCAUGUGGACAUCGCUACAAAGUCACAUGCACCGGAGCAACGAACUUAGGCGAUCCGCACCCUUGGCGGGGAUCAAGAUCGGUGGUGGUGAAGAUCGUCGACUACUGCCCGGCCGGGUGCCGUGGGACCAUCGACUUAUCACAGGAAGCCUUUGCCUCCAUUGCAGAUCCAGAUGCAGGGAAAAUAAACAUUGCUUUUAAACGCAUUUGA